Molecule: messenger RNA, 513 nt
Organism: Dryobates pubescens (Downy woodpecker)
Lineage: Eukaryota; Metazoa; Chordata; Aves; Piciformes; Picidae
Product: ADP-ribosylation factor-like protein 2
Exons: 3
Biological process (GO): protein folding
Cellular component (GO): cytoplasm; microtubule cytoskeleton
Molecular function (GO): GTP binding; GTPase activity
Source: RefSeq, a predicted model, not a curated record
CCAUCUUGGCGGCCAUCUCGGCGGCCAUCUCGGCAGCCAUCUUGGCAGCCAUCUUGGCGGCCAUCUCGGCGGCCAUCUCGGCGGCCAUCUCGGCGGCCAUCUUGGCAGCCCCGUGUGUGGGCCCCGGGGGCAGGUUCAAGCUGAACGUGUGGGACGUGGGGGGGCAGCGCUCGCUGCGCUCCUAUUGGCGGAACUACUUCGAGAGCACGGACGGCCUGCUCUGGGUGGUGGACAGCGGCGACCGGCAGCGCCUCCAGCUGGCAGCCACCGAGCUGCACGGCCUGCUCAGGGAGGAGCGCCUGGCCGGUGCCACCCUGCUGGUGUUCGCCAACAAGCAGGACCUGCCCGGGGCCCUCUCUGCCGGGGACAUCCGAGAGGCCCUGGCGCUGGACGCCAUCCGCAGCCACCCCUGGUGCAUCCAGGGCUGCUCUGCCGUCAGCGGCCACAACCUGCUGGGGGGCAUCGACUGGCUGCUGGAUGACAUCAGCAGCAGGCUCUGCCCCCCCGACUGAC